UGUGAUUUUCUAAAUUUUGGUUGAAGAUUGAAGAGUUUCUAAAUUUUUGUGAAUUUGUCUUUCACUUUUCGUUUUCAGUAUCUCUUUUUGUCUUUUUGCUGCACAACAGUACGUUUGUUUCAGUAAUGAUUUCUAAAUCAGUUGACAACGAACUUGUUGCAGGGAUUUAAGGGAAAACGGAGACAUGUAACAGUUUCAAACGGUGGUGAAAAGGAGAACUAAAAACCGAAAUUCCUUUCGCUUGGACGCUGUCAGAAACACAACAUGGCUUCCGCAUUUUUUGCCCUUGCGUGUGUGGUUGUGUUUGUUUGCAUUACGAUAGUAAGCCUACUAACUGGAUUCGCUCUCGUUCUUUCACUGAAAUCUCGCCUGCAGAGAAGACGGAGGAAAGCGUUUUCUGUUGGAUUUUUUCAUCCUUAUUGUAUGGGUGGCGGGGGUGGAGAACGAGUGCUGUGGGCAGCACUGAAUAGUCUUGGAUCCAGACGUUCCGAUGUGGAGUACAUCAUUUACACAGGCGACGAUGCGGACAAGUGUUGUAAAUUUCGAGAGCAUGUGAUACAUCGCUUCAAAAUUUCAAUCCCCGCAGAUAUUACAGUGCGAUUUGUGCACUUGCGAAUGCGGACGCUGCUGGAAGCACAUCAUUAUCCUAUGCUGACCAUGAUCGGGCAAAGUAUUGGAUCCAUGAUAGUUGGUGUGGAAGCAUUAUGGAAGUUUAGUCCAGAUGUUUACAUUGAUACAACAGGGCAUGCUUUUACAUUCCCUUUAUUUUAUUUCCUUGGUGGCUGCUCAGUGGGAGCCUAUGUCCAUUAUCCGACCAUAAGCACGGAUAUGCUGUCUCGUGUGAAAGAGCGGAAGACGAGCUAUAAUAAUGUCAGUUUUGUUUCGCGCAAUCCUUUCCUGAGCGCUCUGAAGAUAUAUUAUUACCACAUUUUUGCUUGGCUGUAUGGAUUGGCGGGUAGAUGUUGUGACAUUCCCCUCGUUAAUUCCACCUGGACGUAUAACCAUAUUAUACAAUUAUGGAAAGGUAGCCAGCCGGUGAUUGUGUACCCCCCUUGUAAUGUGGAAGAGUUUUUGAGAAUAUCACUUCAGCGUGAAGAUAGUAAAAAUGCCGAGCGAAUUUUGAUCGUGUCCAUUGGUCAGUUUCGACCCGAAAAAGAUCACGCACUACAACUACAUUCGCUUGCGGCAUUGCUGUUUAUUCUGCCUAAGGAAGUGCGAGAUCGGAUCCAGAUGGAUUUUAUUGGAGGGUGCAGAAAUGCGGAUGAUUAUAAACGCGUGGAGACACUGGAACAGUUGGCUGAAAAACUUUUAGUGAAGGAUUUUGUGAAGUUCCAUCUGAAUGCAUCUUUCCCCGAACUUUUAGAAAUUUGCCGGAACGGCACAAUUGGGAUUCACACUAUGUGGAAUGAGCAUUUCGGAAUCGGUGUGGUGGAAGGAAUGGCUGCGGGCUUGAUCACGGUUGCUCAUGAUUCUGGUGGACCUAAAGCUGAUAUUGUGGUGGACUUUCAAGGAAAAAACACUGGAUUCUUAGCGUCAGAUGCAGAAAGCUAUGCAAAAUGCAUGAAACAGAUUAUUUUACUUAAUGAGAAUGAUAGAGAUGGUAUAAGAAAGCGAGCUAAAGAAUCCGUUUUACGAUUCACCGACGAAGUGUUUGAUGCGAAAUUUUAUAAUAACGUCGCCCAUUUGCUUUAAAUAAAUGGCUUAUUGAUUUGCAAAGAUCACUAUUGUGUGUAAAGACAGAGGUCAGAUAUUUAAAUGAUCAAUGGAGAAGAUGCCACAGGAGAGUAGCAAGUUAUCU
This is a messenger RNA of Paramacrobiotus metropolitanus, 1798 nucleotides long. RefSeq names its product GDP-Man:Man(3)GlcNAc(2)-PP-Dol alpha-1,2-mannosyltransferase-like. Gene Ontology annotation, cellular component: endoplasmic reticulum membrane. The coding region runs from base 265 to 1692 and encodes 475 amino acids. The transcript has 4 exons. Gene Ontology annotation, molecular function: GDP-Man:Man(3)GlcNAc(2)-PP-Dol alpha-1,2-mannosyltransferase activity. The record is from RefSeq and is a predicted model, not a curated record. Gene Ontology annotation, biological process: protein N-linked glycosylation. NCBI's taxonomy places the organism in Eukaryota, Metazoa, Tardigrada, Eutardigrada, Parachela, Macrobiotidae.